Messenger RNA from Planococcus citri (citrus mealybug), 1898 nucleotides. RefSeq lists its product as uncharacterized. Bases 279 to 1400 code for a protein of 373 amino acids. NCBI's taxonomy places the organism in Eukaryota, Metazoa, Arthropoda, Insecta, Hemiptera, Pseudococcidae. The record is from RefSeq and is a predicted model, not a curated record. The transcript has 2 exons.
ACAAAUGUAUUUAUUUUCACAAUCACUAAUAUUUUGUUAUCGUCUCAUCGUCUUCGGUUGAGAAAGUUGCAGUAAAAUAUCUCAAAUUUUUAAACGUAUAUGGUGAUAAUCUUUCAACAUUUAAUUUAAAAAGAGUACUUUUCAUUUUUCAUUUUUGAUUUGCGUUUGUGUCUCUUGGUCACAGUCGAUUGACUAUUAUGCCCGUAUUUUUUCCAGCAGUUGAGCAUUAUUGAGUAUUAUCAUGCUUAUAAUUGAAUCUUAUCAGUGGCAUUAGGAUAAUGAAAUCUCGCAACUCGAGAAAAACCACCCUUCAUCUAGGUUUUUCUCCUCUCACACUGAAGGAUAUGGUUUCAUCGCAUUGUGCUUUCGUUUGCUGGUGUCUCGAGUUGGAUACUCCUAACUCCGAACGUAUCUGGGGAAAUACUUGGUUUAAGGAGCGUACAUUCCACUGCGAAGAUAUUUUACCUGUUCCAGUGGAAAUCAGAUCGAUAAUUAAUGAUAAAAUCCGACUUAUCGGGCAAGAGCUCGAAAAUUGGUUAGUUCACCACCUGCAAAUCAUCAAUUUUAUACCUCGUCAAGUUAUGGCCAGUUGUAUAUUCUUGAACUCACCAGUCGGCGAUGUUUGCUACAAGCGAACUGCUCAGAAUCUACUCGAAGUAAAUUAUUACGCGUUCAAUCUAAGGGAACAAUUUAAAAUAGCAUGCAGGUAUUGCUUCGAGGAAGACGUGAGACGUUUGUGGGCCUUUUUAAAGGAUGAUCCGGUAUUGCGUAAAUAUUCUUUCAAUAAUAUAGAAUCGCGUCCAGGCUACGUUCAUUCGAUGGAUUAUUGGUGCUCGCUAAUGAGAGGCGAAUUGAAAAAAUUCUACGGAUGUGGAUCCGAAGCAAAGUCGCCCGAAUGGUACGUGAUUUCAAAUCGCCCACGUAUGACGAUAUGGGCAGAAAUGGAAUACUAUUGGGAUAAAUUAAACGACAAAGAACGAAAUACCCUGCAUCGCAUUUUUGCCGAUAAAAACCUCACCAAAGAUCUGAUUUUCAAAUACAACUUGCACCAAGGCGUUCACAUUGUGCUAUUAAGGCCUUAUCAAACUUUACACAACCUCGCCGAAAACGAACUCUAUUUCCAUUACACUUUGCAAGUUUGGGACUGCGUAAAGCACUCGAUAACCAGAGAUAGUUUAUUUUUCCACAGAAUUCUCAUCAUAUUAUUACCUAUGGCGUUCAAUCAAACACGUAAGCCUAAGCACAGUGAUCAUAUGGUGAAAUUAAUCAAACAAAUAUGGCUCUCCACUCCGCAAGACUUGAAGAACUUUAUUUGUACAUCUCACGAACGUGUUCAACUCGUGUUCGAAAUAAGUAAAAGGUACCUAUGUAGAUAUUCGUUUUUUUGGUCGCGAUAUUAGUUUUUUUAUUCAAUUACUCAGAGAUACCGCCAGCAUAAAAAUCCGCCAUCAAAUCUGGCUACAUUGGUGGCGAAGAUUAAUUACUGUGGCUAAAGUCUCGGACUUGAUCGAGUUGACGACGUUAUGUCUUCGCAACGCAGAUAAUAUUGUCCAGUUUAAACGCGACGUUAUGUUGAACGACGAAAUACUGCAAGGAGUUUUCACGCAAUUCAUCAAACACGGAUAUUAUAACGAGUUCGCCGAUUAUUUGAAAUUUUGUAGUUCCGAUAAUGGCAAAAAGUAAGUAGGUAUGCGUACGACGUAGAAACAAAAAAGAAACGUUCACAAAAGAUGUUACCAUUUUUCUCCACAGUGUUUUUAUGCUUACGAGUAACCUGUGUUUAGUGGACUUUUGCUGCAAUUUUUGUACACUUUCUGUUAUAUUUCCUGAAGAUUUGUGAACAUUUUUUAAGUUUAUCUAUAGCCAUGAGCAAUAUAUUAUAUUUUAUUCAUACUAUA